Trachymyrmex septentrionalis is the source of this 2031-nucleotide messenger RNA. RefSeq names its product zinc finger protein 397-like. The transcript is spliced from 4 exons. Lineage: Eukaryota; Metazoa; Arthropoda; Insecta; Hymenoptera; Formicidae. The record is from RefSeq and is a predicted model, not a curated record. Gene Ontology annotation, cellular component: nucleus. Bases 16 to 2031 code for a protein of 671 amino acids.
AAAAUAGUAUACAGAAUGGAGAGGGACGAUGGCUCUUCAGCCAUCAGUAAUCAAUCUACCGAUAUUAAAGCUCAAGAAGCAAUGGAACGAUUAGAUGUACUGGUAUGUGGACAGUGUCAUUCUGUUUUUCAUUUUAUCGAAAAGUUUCAAGAACAUCGCACAAAAGAAGGAUUCUGCUCCAAAACGUCACAUAUUUGUGACACCAACGAUUACAGACAAAAUGCACAAGUAUGUCCAUUUCUAUUAUGGAAGAAUACACAAGUCCAAGACAGUUCAGACAAGGAGGCAUCUGACGAUUGGACAUUGCACCAGAAAUGGUGUAAAAUGGAUACAAAAGAGAAAGAACCUUGGAUCGUAGCAGGUAAAACUGCACAAACCUUUACAAAAAUCAGUAACGCAAAGAUGCAGGAUACUGUGAUGCAAUCAAAUAUCAAUGUCGAAAGUGCCAAUCCGAUAACAGUUCCUACAGUUGUCAAAAAUAAACAACGGGAAGAAACAGGCAAAGCUAAAAAGGAUUCUGCGAAAUUACUGGAAACAAAAACACAGAAAAAUGAAUUUAUGGAAAUUGUAGUAGACAAACAAGAAAAAACAUCGAUCAAACCCAAAAUCAAGACUGACAAAGCAACUACCGCAGAAAAUGCAAAUCUAAGUGACAAAGAAUAUAUUGUCGAUAAAGUAUUAGCCACACGUUUUAAUACUAAAAAGCAAUGCAUGGAAUACUUAAUCCAAUGGAAAAGCUAUCCACAUGAAAAGGCUUCAUGCGAAUCUGCAAAGGCUGUAGCAAUAAAAAACAGUUUAUUCGACGAAUUUGAGCGGAGUCACGCCAAGCAAACGAAAUCUAAAGAAGCGCAACAGAAAGCUAAGACAAAAGUCGUCGCACGUGCAAGUUUGCCGUUGCAAAAAUCAGUGACAAAAACUGAAUGUUAUAUAGAUGAUUUCAGUCAGCCUGGACCAAGUACUGCGGCUCAAGCAAGACGCGUGAUGCGGUCUAGUAAAUUAAAAGCGAUGGAUCAACUCAAGCAAUUGUAUGGCUCAAUAAAAAAGAAAAAGAUUGAACUGUUGAGUAAAGAGACGAUCGAUGAUUCGGAGAGUGAUUCAGAAAAAGAAGGAAGCAGUGUCGCAAAGGAAACGACAAAUGACACAGGUAGUGAUGAAGAAUGGAUUGGGGAAUCUGAAGACCAAAGACUAUUGGGCCAUAGCAACGUGAUUCAACAUGCAUUCAAUCGCGCUAAUACACAGUCGUGUAAAUCCAACAAAACCUCAAUUUCAUGCACUGAUCUGGAAACGUCAUUAGAAUUGCAAUCUGCAGAUGAAGAAAAAUCUAGCCAACCACCUGCUUUAGUGGCUGACGCCGACGAGCUUGUUACAGUCGAUUCCAAACAAAUGCCGUAUUUGGCUUCUGGUCUCGACUUUAUGUCUCAAAAAGAAAGUAUCAUCGAAUUGAAUUCGUCCUCCAUUGGGAAAGUAUCUGUUAAAGGAUCUUCAACAAUGCAAGGUGUUGUAAUGAUCCAAAGUCGAAAUAAUACAAACGUAUUCACCUACAAAUACGAAAAGUGUAGUAAAAUGUUUGAUGAGCAGAUUUCCUCCGCACAAGCUUUGAAACGAUCUAAUAGUGAGGUACAUUCUGAUGAUAAACGCUACAAAUGCGAAACAUGUGAUAAAACGUUCCAGUACAAAUCGAAAUUAAAUCGUCAUUUGUUAAUUCAUACAGGUGAAAAACCUUAUAAAUGCGAAGUUUGUGAAAAAGGAUUUACUCACCCAUCGAAUCUAAGCAGACACAUUUGGACAAAUUUGCAUUUCAAUUGUGAAGUUUGUAACAAUGGAUUUGAUAAUGAACAGGAUAAAUUUAAUCAUUUAGAAACGAUGCAUUCUGACAUGAAUGAAAGAUCGUAUAAAUGUGACACAUGUGCAGCUACAUUUAAACGUAAAAAUUACCUUAAACAGCAUACAGAAAUACAUACAGGCGAGAAACCACAUGUUUGCGAGGAGAUACAACUGAACGCUAUCAGUCACAGGAUUACCGACGUAUAA